CCUUUCCCCUCCACGAAGGAAGGAAAAAAAGAGUCUCCGGUCGACUCAGUGCUACAGUACUGAUAAAGCGCAGGGAAGACGUAGCGGCAACUUGGGAGCUCCUCCUCCCCUCGCGGGAGUUGUGUGACAAACACUGCACAGAAAGGCAGACAGACUGCGAGCGACAGUGAAGAAGAAAAGCCAUCCGUACAUUUGGAUCUGAAAAUACAAAAGAAAAAAAAACUCGUCCUUCUUCGUCUUCGCCAUAUCUGCGGACGACGUUUUUUUUUGGACAUGUUAUUUUUAUCAACAACGAGCACACCGGUUUCGUCAUAAUUUUACCCUGCCUUUCACCACUACGUUCUGUGCGUGUAAACAAUUAUUGUUGUAUCCUGCAAUCUCUUCAAGACUAGAAUUCCUGGUUGUCUUGAACCAUUGAAAAUGUCCCUGUGGGCCAAAGCACAGCAACUUCAAGGUGAAGCUCUGCGGCAGGUGCAGGCUGUUUAUGGUGAACACUUCCCUAUUGAAGUCAGACACUUUCUGGCACCAUGGAUUGAAAGCAAAAUAAUGAGUGAUGUUGAUCCAGACAAUCCUCAGCACGAGCAGUAUGCUGCGUCUGUUGUUGGUGCUCUCAUUACAGAACUUGAUUCAAAAGCCCUAGCUCUUACCAAUGAAGAAUUUUUCCUGACUAAAAUUAAACUCCAGGGAGCUGCUGAGAUGUUCAGACAACGAUACAGCCAAAAUCCCCUUGGUCUGCUCAGAAUCAUCAGACACUGCCUGGGUACCGAACUUAAGCUUGUUCAACAAGCUGAAAAUAUGAGCCUAGGCAUGAGCAGCAACCCAGCUGCAUUACUUCCUGAUGCGUCAGGUGAAAUUCUCCAGCAGUUGGACAUAUUACGCCAACGUACACAGGAGACGAGUGAAGAUCUCAGACGAAUGGAACAAGAGCAAGAAGCCUUUGCGUUAGAGUAUCACGAACUAACAAAGAUCCAAGCUAAUCUGACGCACUUACAGAAUCAGGCCCCAUCACAACAAAAAAAUGAUUUUGAGAAGCAAUUGCGCGUCAAGAAAGAAAUGAGUGAACACAAGCUCAACGUCAAGGUGCUGGCCGAGUUACUGCAGAUGCGGAUGGCUUUGGCAGAAAAGCAUAAAGAGACGCUGAUGAUAAUUGAAAAUCUGCAAGCUCGAGUUUUAGACGAUGAACUUAUCCGUUGGAAACGUGAACAACAAUUAGCUGGGAAUGGAGUGCCCUUCCAUAGCAACCUAGAUUCUAUCCAGGAAUGGUGUGAAGGUUUGGCGGAAAUCAUCUGGCUUAACAGGCAACAAAUUAAGGAGUCGGAACGCCUCCGCGCCAAAUUCCCCAUCAUGCAAGCGAAUAAUACGGAUCACGUACCUGCACUUAACACGCAAAUCACACAGUUACUCUCGUCGCUGGUAACCAGUACCUUCAUUAUUGAGCGCCAACCUCCCCAGGUUAUGAAAACCAACACGCGUUUUACCGCAAUGGUCCGGUUGCUGGUGGGCGGAAAGUUGAAUGUACACAUGACACCCCCUCAGGUUACGGUGUCUAUAAUCAGCGAACAGCAGGCCAAUACGUUGCUGAAAAAUGACAAAAUGGCAAAAGGAGAGGCAUCGGGAGAGAUUCUCAAUAACACGGGCACUAUGGAAUAUCAGAAAGCUUCACGCCAACUCUCUGUCUCAUUCAGGAACAUGCAAUUGAGGAAGAUAAAACGCGCCGAGAAGAAAGGCACAGAAUCUGUGAUGGAUGAAAAGUUCUCUCUACUCUUCCAGUCCAAGUUCUCUGUUGGAGGCGGGGAAUUAGUUUUCCAGGUCUGGACUUUGUCCUUGCCUGUUGUAGUUAUUGUCCACGGAAACCAAGAGCCUCAUGCUUGGGCCACAGUGACGUGGGAUAACGCAUUCGCCGAACCCGGUCGCACACCGUUCGUCGUGCCAGACAAGGUACCGUGGUCGCAAGUUGCCGAGACGCUCUCUACCAAAUUUCGUUCGGCUACUGGCCGCGCUCUGACGGAAAGCAACCAGCGAUUCCUGGCCUCAAAGGCCUUCCGCAAUCCCAACCUGCAAUUGCCACUUGUCGGGCCGGAAGCGGGCAACUUGAUGCUCACGUGGUCUCAGUUUUGUAAAGAGCCACUGCCCGAACGCAAUUUUACAUUCUGGGAGUGGUUUUACGCCUUGAUGAAGCUCACACGGGAGCACCUUCGCGCCCCUUGGAUGGACAACACGAUCGUCGGUUUUAUUGGGCGAAAGCAAACGGAAGACCUGCUGAAACAGUGUCUGCGGGGUACCUUCAUGCUUCGCUUCUCCGAUUCCGAGCUCGGAGGUGUCACCAUUGCGUGGGUUGGAGAUUCAAGUGAAGUUUUUAUGCUGCAACCGUUCACAAGCAAAGAUUUCGCCAUCCGCACUCUGGCUGAUCGCGUCUCGGAUUUGAAACACCUGAUCUAUUUGUAUCCCGACGUCCCGAAGGAUCAAGCGUUCGGCAAAUAUUACACACCAUUUACCGAGAGCCAGACACCCACCAAUGGCUAUGUCAAGCCACUACUCGUCACUCACGUACCUGGCUGGAGCAGUGGUGGUGGUAAUCUGGAAACGGGUAGCUACCCACCGACACCACAAGGUUUCUACAAUCCACAGUCACCAGACCCAAGCAUGGGCCGCGACACGCCGUCCGUUCACAGCGCGACCUCCGAGACGGUCAACAGCAGCUUCUAUCCGGCGGCGCAGGCGGGCCAGCCAAACGAGAUUUCCGACUCGUUUCAAGAUUUCAUGUCGCAAGUGGACGAACUGGACAACUUGGAGGAGUUUCAGAUGGACCUGAACACGAUGGGAGUUCUGCCGGCUAAUAUGGCCCAUUUCAAGAGCUAAAUCAAAGGGUUACCUUCCCAAAACCACCACCCCCCCCCUUCCCCGGUAUUCCGAAAGAGGAAAGUCUACGUGAAGAAAAAGAAAACCAAAAGGAGAAACAGGAAAAUAUUUUCUCUACCAAAGGAAUAAGAGCAACCACACACAGAAGUCGUACGCCACACCAAAGUUCAAACUAAGACAAAGAGAGGGCAAAAAAAAAAAAUGAAAAUUUUUUCGGAACCGGUUGGGUUCCAUGUGAGGUAGGUCACAUAAAAGUGCGUGAGUUUUUUUUUUUUCUUACUUUAUUUUUUAAAUGGGAAUGAUUUUUUUGUUUACUUUUAUUGUGCUAUUUACGCACGAAAAAGAAAAACUGUCAUGUUUUCAUCGUCGUCAAGUUUGUUUCAAAAUCACGUCUUUUCAAAAAAGCGUCGAGUUUUUUGCUCACGCGUGCCUUUUACAAUUCAAGCACAUGGUACAAUCACGUAGACCGCUUAGCAGCAACGCAAUGUUUAUAGUUGCCGCUCAUUUGAAACAUUAUUUUGCCUUCUAUUUUGUUGUUAUUGCAGCUGUUGUGAGCAUUCGCACGGCUAUUACGUUGACAUAUGAUCAAACUUUCCCUCACCCUCUCUUUUUUGUGUCUUACUUCAUUUUUAGAGAGAGAAAAAAAAAUGUUUUCGUAAGAGGGAACGUGGAUCGCUUACCACGGCAUCUUCUCUUUUGCCUCUUGCAAUAAGAAUUUGGCUUUCAGACCUUACAUGGAUAGGAUCCGUGUGCGUUCAAUCACUUUUAAAAAUUACCUUUGAGUGACUUUAAAAAAAAAUAUAGUUUUUCAAUUCAUAUUUUGUGCAUUGCUCAAGUUGUCGGUUUUCGUCUACAAUGAAAUAGAAAAAAAAAAUCUUGUUCCCCAUUCUCCCAUAAUCCUUGCAACGAAUCAAACGAAGUGGAGGGAUCGCAUUAAAGCACGUUAAGAACCGCACCCUAUACAGUGGUGUGUUUGGAGCCUUAUCUUUUAUUAUUAAAUUUUUUUUAUUUGAUGAUGUAUUCACCCAUUUUUUAAUUAUUUUGAUGGUUUUUUGUGUGAUGUCAAAUUAGAAAAAAAAAAAACAACUUUCACCUACCUUAUUAUACUACUUAUAAACUCCCUUGACUUAGAAAUAAACUGGCGUGCGGCAAUUGA
This is a messenger RNA of Daphnia carinata, 4015 nucleotides long. RefSeq names its product signal transducer and activator of transcription 5B-like (gene Stat92E). The coding region runs from base 421 to 2859 and encodes 812 amino acids. The record is from RefSeq and is a predicted model, not a curated record. NCBI's taxonomy places the organism in Eukaryota, Metazoa, Arthropoda, Branchiopoda, Diplostraca, Daphniidae. Gene Ontology annotation, biological process: regulation of transcription by RNA polymerase II; defense response; cell surface receptor signaling pathway via JAK-STAT. The transcript is spliced from 16 exons. Gene Ontology annotation, molecular function: DNA-binding transcription factor activity, RNA polymerase II-specific; RNA polymerase II cis-regulatory region sequence-specific DNA binding.